GCGACGGUGAUGAGAUGCACGCAUUUAUGCAUGGGCUAGCUAGCGACCUCUCCAAGGUUGUGGAUAUAUACGACCUGAAUUACGAAGUCAUUCAGGAUAUCGUCGAAGCGCUCCCUGAGCUGCUGAGGGCUUUUGCGCUGAGUCUAGGCCAAGCGUCCACCAAUCAAAGCCAGCGUGAUAUCAUGGUUUUGAUUCACCAACAUCGACGAAAGAUUGCGUCAAUGUUUGAGCAAGCUCUCCUCGCGCGCGGUAAUGAAUUUAUGAGACAGCAAUCAGAUAAAGCGAUGUCUGUGGACGAUAAACCAUGGUUUUGGGGGCAAAGAAACGACGGAGCGUCACAAUGCAUGACCCUCCCUCAUCGCGAAAUCGUGGAUUUCCACAAAGGCUGCAUGAGGCAGACUGAAACCACCACGUCUCGUACAAACUCAGCCGCUCAGAACAAUGAGUCUGAGACUCGCAGCAAUUAUUCGCAACUGCAGAACUACCGGUCCUUAACCCACAGCAGUCCUGCUUAUCCACUCCUGCUGGAAAGGAUUCAACGUGAACGUAUAAUCGCUCUGCCUGAACCAAGUUCGGGAGCCGGGAUCCGCGAAAAGAUUAUUGGAGCUCUGCCUAAGACUCCACGUAUCAGUAGAAAAGCUCCGAGUCAGACGUUCAAUGUUGCACUAAAAACGAACUGGGACCCAAUCCUGUUCAUCGAGGAGCAGCGGUAUGAAGAGGCAGCAGAUUACGCAUUUGAAAGAAUCAUUACAACCACGGGCUGCCUCUCAUCAGUACAAGCCUUGACCAUCAGGGACUAUAUGGACCAAACCUGGCCAUUUACUGGCUGGGACGUGCUGUGCCUGGUAAAGACAGUUGUAAUUGGAGGGGUCAAGAAAUCUGUGAUCCUUGCGGAUGGUACUCGAGUCUCUUGUGCGCGAAGUACAUUUUCAAGUGAAAGGUCCUCGCGCCCAAUGCUCUUCGAGAUUUGUGGAACAGAACCCGCCAUUGCAGAGAUUAGCGAGCAGGUGGCAUGGAUGGCUUCUGCGUUGCGGACUUCUCCUUCACAAGGGACAGUCACAUAUAGCAAGCCCAUUAUUCAUGUCACCAGGCCGCAGCACAACGAUCACAGUUCACAAUCGGCUUUUCUUAUUGAGCUCACAGUUGAGCUCACGAAGCAUAUGAAGAGCGGGAAGGGCAUCAACGGGGAGUGCUGGCACGGAAUGAUGGCAAGCCCAGUGGUAGUGGAAGGUUUCCCAAUACGUCGGCGACCACCGCACAUGUUCGAGGGCCUCGAAAUACCGCUGGGAAUGCUGGCUCAGCUGGUUGACACGACUCGAGCAUCUGAGUUUGAUGAAAAGACACUCUUGAAGGGAUUCACCAGCAUGGCGAUUGCGACUAGCUAUUCCCAGAAUAUUGUCUUAUGGCAUUUCAUUCAGGAAUACGGGCGCCGAAUGUCUCAUUUACGCAGUGAAGAGUGGCCAGGUCUCUCCGUCGCAGUCCAAGACCUGAAGGCCGCUCGGCAUGUAGUAGGUUGGUGUCCAGAAAUAAAGCUAUUCGCAGGUCAACGAGGUGCGAGCUAUAGCAUUGGCCAUACAGGAUUACCACGCACUACUGAGGAGACAGAGCUGUUCAGUACCUCCACGCUCUCUGCAGGUCCAAUUCUUGCAGACGGCAUACGGCCUGUUAUGGGUCAAAGAGACAUCAGGGCACCACGUUCGUCAUUCAUCAAGAAGAUGAAAUGGCUCUUCCAAAAAUACGUUGUUCUAUGGGAUGAAAUGGAUCAAAGAGGAUGGCUGGUCAACGGAGCUAGCGCUCUGCUACAUCUUGUUCGAGCAUCGAUGUAUGAAGACCGCCGUGAGGGUGCACUUGAGCCUACUCGGCGUUUGCAUGAGGACCAGUUACACGAAGCCAAACAACCAUAUCAAUGGGACUCGGCGUUCCAACUCUUAGUACAUCCGAUCAAUCGCAAGAUAAACAUCUCCGGCAGCGGAGAGGAUCCGAUUACCUUUCAAAACCGUGCUGAAAACUAUUUUACCUUACUGGAACAGGCAAUAGACAUUCGGCUUAGAGCUACCAAUCGGCACAACCCGGCUGGCAUACAGCCUCGCUCGUUGCUGGACGGGUGGGAUAUCCGGGACCUCAUUAGGGAGAACGAUCGUAUUCACCUACGGCACACAGUCCUACCAUAUGAAGGCCGAUCCUGGGUGGACCUGACUCGAUCAAUCUAUGCAGUCACACUAUUUGGUCGGGGCUUCGGUGACAUUAUACAACCUGCGAAUUGGUCACAACCAUUUGCAAGAUGGGACACUGUCCCAACCGGCAGGUUCUAUCUCACCGCUAGCGCUCGUGAUAUUAAAAGUAUAGCGGAACUGAACGGUAAUCCAGACUCGAAUCCUGUAAGAUUGACCCGUGACCUUCUUUGGUGCUCGACGAAGGCCAGCAACACGCAGCAUUCGCAUGACGUCAGAGGGAGACUCAAGAGCACGGAGCAUGUCGACAUGCUUGUACCUGUGGCGAUGUCGAACGAGGCUCAAGAUAUGACCGUGGCCCCUGAUUGGGACGUAGGAGCUAUGGUCUUUGGGUUUAACCCGGACGAUGCAUGGUAUUGGGGCGACUACGGAUAUCCGACUCGGUCCAGGCCUGUCGUUCCGGAACUCGUGGGACCAAAUCACUCCAAAGGCAGCCCCGUUGAUAGUCAAAGUUCAUCGAGCCAUACUGGCGCAACCCGCUCUUCAGGAUACGUGGGGUCCCAGACAAUGGAGCAAGUGUUCUUCAACAUGCGGAAUUCGGCAGCUAGCCAGUCGAAACACGCUCUCCAUGAGCUGUCCAGAAGAAAGCCGGCAAUCGCUCACUACACCGUUGGAAUUAUUUGCGCCUUACAACAUGAGCUGAUGGCAGUCCGUGUUCUUUUCGACGAGGUCUUCGAGCCCGUCACGGUGACAGCCGGGGACCCCAACCAAUACGUCCUGGGCCGUAUAGCAGAACACAACGUGGUCGGCGUCUGCCUACAGCACGGCUCAGAUAGCACCUACUCGGCGCUGACCAGUGUCAAUUACAUGAAGCGCAGCUUUCCCAGGAUACGCUUUUGUCUCUUGGUCGGCAUGGGCGCAGGAACACCCUUCGACGCGCACGACAUCCGGCUAGGCGAUGUCGUCGUCAGCGACCCCCGCAGCACGUACUCGGGAGUCCUACCUUAUGAUAUCGCCCAGACGCCCGAAAGAGGGCCUUUCAGGCUGAACGGAUCCCUCCUCCCGCCGCCCAUCGGCCUUACGGAAGCAAUCAGCGCCCUCGAAUCGAACCCGGAGCCUGCCAUCGCCUCCGUCGAUCGCUACCUUCGCCAGAUCGAGCUCCUGAAAAUCCAAUACCAACACCCCAACCCCGAACCCGACCGCCUCUUCCUCGGCUUUUACCCCCACGCCCUCCCCAGUGACACCGACUGUCACCGCUGCUGGCCGAUGUUCGAGCUCCCCCGCCCGCCCCGCCCCACCCUCCAGCCCCGCAUCCACUACGGCCUCGUCGCCUCCAGCACCGCGAUCCCGCCCGCGGGCUACCACCGCGAUAUCCUCACCAAGGCGCAUGGAAUCCUGUGUUUCGAGACGGAAGCCGUUGGCAUCAUCGAUUUCUUUCCGUGUGUGCUGAUCCGCGGGAUCUGCGACUACGGCGACUCGCAUCGGAACAACCGGUGGCAGAACUAUGCGGCCGCGACGGCGGCGGCGUACGCAAAGGUGUUGUUAGCCAGUGUCAGGGGUGUUGAUGUAUAUGGAUAUGGACAUGAGUAUCCGUCUAGGGACGGGUUCGAGAUUGGUGGCAGGGACCUGGUGGAGCGGAAGAGGCGGCGGGAUUCGCCUGAUUCCGGGGCGGGGGUGGGCUCCUCGAAGCGUCCCGGUAUGCUCUAUGGGGUCUGAUUUUUUUUCCCGGGUUAUGCCGUAGGAGCUUUUGUGUUUUUUAUCUUUUUCCUUUUGUAUGUUAGGAUCUAUAUAAGUCUGGUUACAUAGUUGCGAGUCCCUUUCGGAUAUUGGAAUAAUGAUGAUACUUUGGUGCC
This is a messenger RNA of Aspergillus uvarum CBS 121591, 4024 nucleotides long. Its product is annotated as Pfs domain protein. The record is from RefSeq and is a predicted model, not a curated record. The transcript is spliced from 4 exons. Gene Ontology annotation, molecular function: catalytic activity. The coding region runs from base 15 to 3887 and encodes 1290 amino acids. Gene Ontology annotation, biological process: nucleoside metabolic process. Lineage: Eukaryota; Fungi; Ascomycota; Eurotiomycetes; Eurotiales; Aspergillaceae.